Gaeumannomyces tritici R3-111a-1 is the source of this 1167-nucleotide messenger RNA. RefSeq lists its product as hypothetical. The coding region runs from base 193 to 753 and encodes 186 amino acids. The transcript is spliced from 2 exons. The record is from RefSeq and is a predicted model, not a curated record. Lineage: Eukaryota; Fungi; Ascomycota; Sordariomycetes; Magnaporthales; Magnaporthaceae.
AGAAGAAGAAGAAGAAGAAGAAGAAGAUAAACAAUACCGGCUGGCAUCCCUCACGCAAUCUCGUCGCCGCCACACGAAGCUCGACAAGCUAUACAACCAAAUAAUCGAGCAAGGGCCUGUUGACGACCCGGAUCAGACCGCGAACGUCGGAAAGCCUCUUCAUACCAACCCUACCUACUUACACUCGGCGCAAUGUCGGACGCAACCCCGACUUUCUCGGGGCCACGCCCGGUUUUUACAGGCCCCCCGCCACCGGGCUGGGUGGAAGAGGAUGGGAGGAUUAUACCUUUUUGGUGGAGUCGCACGGGCUACAUCAUCAAGUGGUCGCUCCUCCUCGGCAUCUUCAUCGCCUUCUCCCUGUACAUCGUAAUAGGGUACUGGCACGCAAAGAAGCGCCUGAGCAAAGGGCAGAUUCCGCUAGCCUACCACAGAUGGCUCGUCAGCAGGUCACAGCUUGCCCGGGUCGACCCCAGAUACGCCUACCCACAGCCGGCGGGCUACACCACGUACCGACCCGACUACUACGGCAUGAAUGCGAUGCCGCCACCGCCCGUGUACGACCCUUCGCGUCCGCCCGUAUACGACGGCCCGCCGGGCGGCACCAAGGUCGACCCGGCCCAGACAAGCCAACAGCCCCAGGCACAGCCGCCGCCGCCGCCACCACAGGAGACUGGUAUCGCAGGCCCCCAAGUGCCGCCCCCGACAGUGAUGGCCAACCAUACCGGCUCGAGCAACAACCCGUUCCGCCGUUGAAGAGCCUGAAAUAACCCUGGAGUUCUGGAUCGAUGGAUUAUGCGAGGGUUUGGGUCGGGAGCGUCUGAAACCGCGACGGCGCUCCAUGGGAGAACUGGAACGGCGUAAAAGGGGCGGGCUCGCAGCUUGGUUAGAUGGGGGCGUCGAACGCUCACCACCUCGUGCCUAAUUGGUAUUAUUACUACUGCAGGGGGUUUCGUCACGGGUAUACGAUACGGGGGGGCCCAAAGUAGCCAAUAAGAUUAUUUAUUUCGUUGCCUGAAACAAAUGACACGCUCAUGUUUGGGUAUCUUUCGAGGAUCAUGAAGAAGAAGGAGAGGCCCGAGACCGGAGACGCAAAGGCGAAACGAGGGAAGGAGGGAUGGCGGCGGGGGCACUCAAUCAAUGUCCAUUGCGUCGCAAUCAUCCCCGCUG